Pipistrellus kuhlii (Kuhl's pipistrelle) is the source of this 1644-nucleotide messenger RNA. RefSeq names its product E74 like ETS transcription factor 3 (gene ELF3). The transcript has 9 exons. The coding region runs from base 5 to 1141 and encodes 378 amino acids. Gene Ontology annotation, cellular component: nucleus. NCBI's taxonomy places the organism in Eukaryota, Metazoa, Chordata, Mammalia, Chiroptera, Vespertilionidae. The record is from RefSeq and is a predicted model, not a curated record. Gene Ontology annotation, molecular function: sequence-specific DNA binding; DNA-binding transcription factor activity, RNA polymerase II-specific. Gene Ontology annotation, biological process: cell differentiation; regulation of transcription by RNA polymerase II.
GGCCAUGGGGAGACCCAUGGCCGCAGCCUGUGAGAUCAGCAACGUGUUCAGCAACUACUUCAGCGCCAUGUACAGCCCGGACGAGCCCGCCCCGGCCCCGGCCCCGGCCCCCCUGCCGCCCGCCGACCUCGCAGAGCCCCUGAGCCCCCCGAUGCCGCCCGAGGGCCCAGAGAAGGCCAGCUGGUCGCGGGAGCAGCCCCAGUUCUGGUCGCAGGCGCAGGUGCUGGACUGGGUCAGCUACCAGGUGGAGAAGCACCAGCUGGACGCCAGCACCAUCGACUUCUCUCGCUGCAACAUGGAUGGGGCCACGCUCUGCCGCUGCGCGCCCGAGGACCUACGGUGCGCCUUCGGGCCGCUGGGCGACCAGCUGUACGCCCAGCUCUGGGACCUCAUGUCCAGCCCCAGCCUCCCGGACGAGCUCAGCUGGAUCAUCGACCUCCUGGAGCAGGACAGCCCCUCCUUCCAGGACUCGCUGGUGGACCCCGGCCCCUUCGACCAGGGCAGCCCCUUCGGCCCGGAGACGCCGGAGGACGGCCGGCAGCCCAGCCCCUGCCUCUCGGGCGGCUACGGCGCGGGCACCCCCUCCCCGGGCAGCUCGGACGGCUCCCCCGGCUCCACCGCAGGGACCUGCGCCUCCGGGUGCUCCCCCUCCGACUCGGGGGGCAGCGACAUGGACCUGGACUCCAGGGACAGCAGGCUCUUCGCCAGGGCCGACCUCCCCGACUACAAGCAGGGGGACCCCAAGCACGGGAAGCGGAAGCGGGGCCGGCCCCGCAAGCUGCGCCAGGAGCCCCGGGACAGCACCGACGGGCGCAAGAGCAAGCACGCGCCCCGGGGCACCCACCUGUGGGAGUUUAUCCGGGACAUCCUGCUGCACCCCGAGCUGCACGACGGGCUGAUGCGCUGGGAGGACCGGCGCGAAGGCGUCUUCAAGUUCCUGCGCUCGGAGGCCGUGGCCCAGCUCUGGGGCCAGAAGAAGAAGAAUAGCAGCAUGACCUACGAGAAGCUCAGCCGCGCCAUGAGGUACUACUACAAACGGGAGAUCCUGGAGCGGGUGGACGGCCGGCGGCUGGUCUACAAGUUCGGCAAGAACUCAAGCGGCUGGAGGGAGGAGGAGGAGGAGGCCGGGAGCCGGCACUGAGGGUCCGAGCAGACCGAGCCUGACGCGGGACGCGGACCGCGGCCGCGGCCCCGACCGACCGGCCGGCCGGCCGGCGGGAGGACCGUGCAGAGGAGGCAGAGGCCCGGGUCUCCCCGCCGACGCCGACGCCGACGCCGACGCCAUCUCGUGGAAUGACAAGCCCCGGGAGUGACGGGAUUUGCCCUCACUGACCUCGGUGCACGUGUGGCUCCGCCCGGACCAGGCCCCGAGGCGCCCGGACGGGUGCGGGACGGAGGCGGGGAGGCCCAGGGCGCCGGCCAGCCCCUCGCCCAGUGUGUGGCUCCGCGGGCGGGGGUCAGCACGCCCUAUUUAUGUGCCUUCGAUGCCAGCUGUACAUAGAGAUGUAUUUUUUCUAAGACGUCGUCCCCCUGACUGACCGCUCUCGGCCCCGGGGGGCGGGGGAGCCGGACGCUCAGGACGGUCCGGCUCCUGAGCCGGGGGGCUCAGACACCCCCAAUAAAGUGCCCUCUGGGCUUUUUGUA